This is a messenger RNA of Dipodomys ordii (Ord's kangaroo rat), 1563 nucleotides long. It is a transcript of the gene Ankle1, whose product is annotated as ankyrin repeat and LEM domain containing 1. The transcript is spliced from 5 exons. The record is from RefSeq and is a predicted model, not a curated record. The annotation marks the transcript as partial. Lineage: Eukaryota; Metazoa; Chordata; Mammalia; Rodentia; Heteromyidae. Gene Ontology annotation, molecular function: endonuclease activity.
GCUCCCGCGUCUCAGGCCCUCGUGUCUCGCUGGUCUCCACAGCUCUCCCGACCCCCCUGGGCGAGGCGCACAGCCCGGACACCUCACCCGUGGGCUGGGACUGCAGCUCCGAUGCCUCUUUUGUCACCGCAGUGGAGGACCCAGACCAAGACAGAACCGCCCGUGGGGUCGGGUCACUGACCCAGACCUCGCAGGGGGCACUGGGUGUGCCUCCUCCUCGGGGGGACACAGACUCUGCAGGUCGCCCACUGUGGUCAGCCGGACAGGAGACAGAGCUGGGUGCCCAUCUCCAGGCUCUGACCCUCACCUCCCCAGAGGACGCAGCUGGCCAGCCUCCCCUCUGCUCUCCAGCCCUGCCUGAUGGGAGCCCAGUGCACAGCCCCCCUCAAGGACCACUGCCUGCCUCCCCCCACUUCCAGACAUCCUUUGAUAAUGAUGUGGCAGCCCUGUGGCUGACAGAAGAUGAGGAGGGGGCCUCUGGGGCCGGGGACUCUGUCCUUUCUUUCCAGUCUCAGCCUGUCUCUGCCAUGUCAGACCUGGAGCUGCUGCGGGCACUCCGAGCCCUGGGCACCAGUCCUGGCCCCAUCACACCCUUCACCCGGCCACACUAUCUCCGCCGUCUGGAAGAAGCCUACGCUGCUUCUGGCCCAGAAUUUUCAGGACACAGCCCAGAGCUGGCUGAGGCCCUACGAACAGGCUGUGUCCCAGACUCCCAGGCAGAUGAAGACUGCCUUGCCCAGCAAUUUGGACGGCCUAAUCCCACAAAGAGGUGGCGGGAGGGGACUGCGAAGUCCAGCUUCAUAUAUCUGCUGCUGGACCCCAGGGAAACACAAGACCUGCCAGCUCGAGCCUUCUCACUGACCCCGGCUGAGCGCCUUCAGACUUUUGUCCGAGCCAUUUUCUACGUGGGCAAGGGGACACGCACCCGGCCAGAUGUUCACCUCCGGGAGGCCCUUGGGUAUCGAGGGCAGCCAAGAAAACAAGCCUGCCCCAAGGUGAGGCAGAUCCUGGACAUCUGGGACAGUGGCCGCGGUGUCGUCUCCCUGCACUGCUUCCAGCACGUGGUGGCUGUGGAGGCGUACACGAGAGAGGCGUGUCUCCUGGAUGCCCUAGGAAUCCAGAGGCUGACCAACCAGAAACAAGGGCACUACUAUGGAGUGGUGGCGAGCUGGCCACCUUCUCGGCGCCGGCGCCUGGGGGUUCACCUGCUGCAUCGUGCCCUCCUGGUCUUCCUUGCUGAAGGGGAGCGAGAGCUGCGGCCUCUGGACAUCCAGGCCUAUGGCUAACCCUACACCCUUGGCAGCCCAGAGGAGAGUGGGCGUGCAGACGUCUGGGGCCAAAGACAUCCCACCCCACCACACACAGGCCAACGCGUGGCCCUGAGUUCCCCGUCGUGGGAGGAACUGGAAGGAGCACUCACUGCUUGUCUUCCUGGAUGGCCUGCUGUCACCUCCCAGGCACAGGCGGAGGUCACUCUGGUCCUGUUUGGGACUGAGCCAGUAUGGGCUGUGUGUGGGCCCUAGCAGGGGUCCUUCAGGGGACUCAAUAAAGACAUGAUGGUGA